GACCACACUUCACUCUUCCUUCUUCUCUGCAUUUUCUUCUGUCAUCAAUUCAUUUCUCCUUUCCUUUCUCAGUGAAGAUGGUUCGGAGGAGAGUUUUCCUUCAGCUCCUCGCUCUUCAUCUCUUCCUUCAAUUCUCAGUCAUCUGUUCCAAUUUCUUCAAGCCGUUCAACGUAACCUAUGAUCACAGAGCUCUCAUCAUCGAUGGUAAGCGUCGCAUGCUCAAUUCCGCCGGAAUUCACUACCCUCGCGCUACUCCUGAGAUGUGGCCUGACCUGAUAGCAAAGAGCAAGGAAGGUGGAGCAGAUGUGAUUCAAACUUAUGUAUUUUGGAAUGGCCAUGAACCAGUUAGAGGACAGUAUAACUUUGAAGGAAGAUAUGAUAUUGUCAAGUUUGUGAAGGUAGUUGGAUCCAAUGGCCUCUAUCUCCAUCUCCGUUUAGGUCCUUACGUCUGUGCCGAGUGGAAUUUUGGGGGCUUUCCUGUGUGGCUUCGUGAUAUCCCUGGCAUAGAAUUUCGAACAGACAAUACACCUUUUAAGAUUGAGAAUGAAUAUGGUGACAUUGAAGGAGAAUUUGGCCAAAGAGGAAAGGAAUAUGUUAAAUGGGCAGCAAAAAUGGCGCUUGGGCUUUGUGCUGGUGUUCCAUGGGUGAUGUGCAGGCAAACUGAUGCUCCAUAUGACAUAAUAGAUGCCUGCAAUGGAUUCUAUUGUGAUGGUUACAAAGCAAAUUCCAAGAACAAACCAACACUUUGGACAGAGGAUUGGGAUGGAUGGUUUGCAAUGUGGGGAGGAAGGCUGCCUCACAGACCUGUUGAGGACCUUGCAUUUGCAAUUGCACGCUUUUUCCAACGUGGAGGGAGCUUUCAGAACUAUUAUAUGUACUUUGGAGGAACAAACUUCGGUAGGACUUCUGGAGGUCCAUUCUAUAUCACUAGUUAUGAUUAUGAUGCUCCAAUUGAUGAAUAUGGUCUCCUGAAUGAGCCUAAAUGGGGACACUUGAAGGAUUUGCAUGCUGCUAUAAAGCUCUGUGAACCUGCUCUUGUUGCUGCUGAUUACCCAAAAUAUAUAAAACUGGGAUCAAUGCAGGAGGCACAUGUAUACCUAGCUGAUGCAAAGACAGAUGGCUUGAAUAUAACUACUUAUAAAGGUCAAACCCUCUGCUCUGCGUUUCUUGCAAAUAUUGAUGAGCAUAAGGAAGCUUCUGUAAAAUUCCUUGGCCAAUCAUAUACCUUGCCACCAUGGUCAGUCAGUAUAUUACCGGACUGCAGGGACACAGCAUUCAACACAGCUAAGGUUGGAGCUCAGACUUCCAUAAAAGUACUAGAGUUUCCUUUCUCUCAAAUGAUAUCUAUGCCCCAAGACAUGAUGACUUCAAGGGAAGUUUCACCUGUGUCAAAGUCCUGGAUGACUGUAGAUGAACCAAUUGAUAUCUGGAGCAACAACAGUUUUACUGUCCAAGGGAUUUUAGAGCAUUUGAACGUCACAAAGGACAAUUCAGAUUAUUUGUGGUAUAUAACCAGGAUAUAUGUUUCCGAUGAAGACAUCACAUUCUGGGAGGAAAAAAAAGUUAGUCCAACAAUUGUGAUUGAUAGCAUGCGUGAUAUAUUGCGGGUAUUUAUCAAUGGCAAGCUUGCAGGCAGUGUGAUUGGUGAUUGGGGUGACUAUGUAAAGGUGGUGCAACCUGUUCAUUUUCAUCAGGGAUACAAUGAUUUAGUUUUGUUAUCUCAAACAGUAGGUUUGCAGAACUAUGGUGCAUUCUUAGAGAAAGAUGGAGCAGGAUUUAGAGGCCAAGCUAAGAUUACUGGAUUCAAAAAUGGUGAUAUAGACUUGUCAAAAUUAUCAUGGACCUACCAGGUGCGUAUUUGAUUUAUGUUUUACUUCUCAUGUAUGCAUUAAUGAGUUAUCUUUGAAUAAUUUCCAUGAAGUCAUUUUCAGUGGACCUGAGGGUAAAUAACCAAUUAGGAAGCUCUAAUAAAACCUCAACUUCUAG
This is a messenger RNA of Rubroshorea leprosula, 1986 nucleotides long. NCBI's taxonomy places the organism in Eukaryota, Viridiplantae, Streptophyta, Magnoliopsida, Malvales, Dipterocarpaceae. The record is from the annotation of a GenBank genome assembly.